AUGCGUUUCCUUUUCUUGCUUUCAUCGCUGCUAUAUAUCGCACGCGCAGAAGACAGAUGCUACAACACCCAAGGCACAGCCCUCGCUGAUGACUCCUUUGUCCCUUGUAAUACCACCGCAUCAGUGAGCGCAUGCUGCGCCUCAAACAAAGGGCAACCCGAUAUAUGUAUCCAAGGAGGACUUUGCUAUGCCACACAGGGCUCCUACAGUGGCUAUAUCUACGGCAACGGCUGCACCGACUCGACUUUCAGCGACAUUUCAUGUCCUUAUGCCUGUCCCAUGGCCAGUANNAGUAGCUGCCCACUACACCAGCAUUCCUCAACCUGUCUAACAAACCAAAAAGAGUCUUAUGGCUGGAAAGCCUACAACGUACUUCCCUGCACUCUCGACAGAUGGUGCUGCCGCGAAGCAUCCGACCGAUCAAACUGCUGCAACAACGACACCCUCCUCCUCGAUUCGGAGCAAACCUCCUACCUCGGCCGCUUCAUCGACAACACAAUUCCCGGCACUGCCACCUCACUAACCAAUGACGCAAAUUCCACCCAAGCAACCGCUACAGUCACUUCAACCAUCACUGCAACUUCCUCUAGUAACUCAGAUUCAAGCAAUACCACCACUGUUGUCGGUGCAGCUGUUGGCGCAGUCCUCGGUGUCGCUUGCAUAAUCGCAUUGGUCGGUUUACUCUGGAUGAUGCGCAAAGUCAAGAGUUUGANNAAAAAAGAAAUGGGGGCACUUAGAUCGCAAGAGUCGUAUUCUGGCUCUGGUUCCACUGCACCCAUGACUCAACAGCACUACAAUCCACCGCUAAGUGAAGCUCCAGCACAACACGCUUACGAAGCGGAUUGGAACAAUGGCAGAUAUGAGAUUGAUAGCAAUGUCAAGUAG
Messenger RNA from Aureobasidium uvarum, 885 nucleotides. NCBI's taxonomy places the organism in Eukaryota, Fungi, Ascomycota, Dothideomycetes, Dothideales, Saccotheciaceae. The record is from the annotation of a GenBank genome assembly.